This is a messenger RNA of Trematosphaeria pertusa, 666 nucleotides long. RefSeq lists its product as uncharacterized. The record is from RefSeq and is a predicted model, not a curated record. The coding region runs from base 155 to 547 and encodes 130 amino acids. The transcript has a single exon. NCBI's taxonomy places the organism in Eukaryota, Fungi, Ascomycota, Dothideomycetes, Pleosporales, Trematosphaeriaceae.
GUGUUGUUAGCGGGAGGGAAAGGAAAAGGGACCAACAAACGAACGAAACGAACGAAGCAGCAAACACUCACUCUCCCCAGCCGAAUAGCCGAGAAUCCGAUAUGUAAACGCCUCUUCCACCAAUACCCUCACGCCCAAACCAAUCCAUCAUCACAUGCCACAUGCCACAUGCCGCACGCAAAAAACAUCCAAGCACAAACAUCAUCAAGAAGCACAGGCGGCCCUCUCAGGGGCUCAUAUUCCUAUUCCUAAUUUUGCAAAUACAGCGUCAUCCAAAGGCGGGGGCCACGCUCCACGGUCCAGACCGCCCCGGAUUGACCCACUCCGACAGCACUUCGAUGUUGUAAUUGAGCAAACACUCCGCCCCACACCGAAACCCACGCAUACCCCCUCCUCUCUGACGCAAAGCCUAACGCAGAGAGCUAAGUGGACGAACGGCCGCACGCAGCAAAGGGCGCUAUCCAUACAUGCGCAAAGGGGGCAGAACCGGAAGAAGCGCGUCAGAAAGCCAGGAAGACUUCGGGACAACAAGGAUAAGGGGAAGUAAAAGAGGUAAGACACGAGAGAAUACAUGGGGGGCCAGGGGCUGGCGCCCGGUUGUUUUAUUGAGGAUGUCGCUGCAGGCCGUUGCAAGCGCGGAGUUUUGAUGCCGUAAGUAAUGAUGCG